Messenger RNA from Nothoprocta perdicaria, 1495 nucleotides. RefSeq names its product MYCL proto-oncogene, bHLH transcription factor (gene MYCL). Gene Ontology annotation, biological process: regulation of transcription by RNA polymerase II. The transcript is spliced from 3 exons. The coding region runs from base 84 to 1127 and encodes 347 amino acids. The record is from RefSeq and is a predicted model, not a curated record. Gene Ontology annotation, molecular function: RNA polymerase II cis-regulatory region sequence-specific DNA binding; DNA-binding transcription factor activity, RNA polymerase II-specific; protein dimerization activity. Lineage: Eukaryota; Metazoa; Chordata; Aves; Tinamiformes; Tinamidae.
AAGGCUUCGGGGAGCAGAAGCCGUGGAGCCCCGGGCAGCCACUGGUGUCACCAGGUUCUGUCCGCCAGCUUCUCCAUGCAGCCAUGGAGCUGGACUCCUUCCAGCACUACUUCUACGACCACGAGGCCGAGGAGGAUUCCUACCGCUCCACGGCGCCCAGCGAGGACAUCUGGAAGAAGUUCGAGCUGGUGCCCACGCCGCCCUUGUCGCCGCUGGGACCCCCGGGGGACAAAGCCUGUUGCUCCGGCGCGGAGGAGCGAGCGACUUGGCUCUCCCGCUCCUGCCUGGCCGGGGAAGAGCCGGAGUAUCUCAUAGACACGGGGGAGAUUUUUGGGAACCUGAGCGCCUUCAUCCUCAAGGAUUGCAUGUGGAGUGGCUUCUCGGCGCGAGAAAGACUGGAAAAGGCGAUGACGGAGAAACUUUCCGCUGGCCCGCCCAGGGCGAGCGCCCACAAACCCUCCUUCGCCUACGACUUCGGGUUCAGCAGCUCGCUGAGCGAGUGCGUGGAUCCUGCUGCCGUCUUCCUGUGCCCGCUGCCCGACAGCAAGAUCCUGCCGUCCUCGGGAUCCGAGGGCCAGAGCGAUUCGGAAGGUGAAGAGAUCGACGUGGUGACAGUGGAGAAGAGACAAUCGCUGGCGCUGCGGCAGCCGGUCACCAUCACGCUGCGCGCUGACCCCCUGGACCCCUGCAUGAAACGCUUCCACAUCUCCAUCCACCAGCAGCAGCACAACUACGCGGCCCGCUCGCCGCCCGACGCCGGGACGGAGCCGCCGGAGCCGGAGGUUGCUGUCGAGCCGGCCCUGGAAAGCGCCCUGCCGGAGCCCGGCUCGCCCAAAAGCGCCGGCGCCCCCGGCUCCGACACCGAGGACGUGGCCAAGAGGAGAAACCACAACUACCUGGAGCGCAAGCGGCGCAACGACCUGCGCUCGCGCUUCCUCGCGCUGCGGGACCAGGUGCCCGGCCUCGCCGGCUGCCCCAAGACGCCCAAGGUGGUGAUCCUGAGCAAGUCAUCCGAGUACCUGCAGUCGCUCGUCAGCGCCGAGCGCAGGAUGGCGGCCGAGAAGCGGCAGCUGCGGCUGCGCCAGAGCCAGCUGCUCCGCCGGAUCGCUCACCUGCAGGGCCACUAGCCGCGGCAUCCCGCUAUCCCGGCUCCUUUUGCACAUUUGUUUGGUUGGAGCGGGGCUCAGGGCGCGCGCUGCAGCCACCGCACGUGUCCUGCUGCCAUCCUGAUAACGCUACUGGGAUCUAUCCCAGUGUGUCCACCUCUCUUUGUAGGCUGCAGCGCCCGGAGCUUGUGUGGGGCUGGAUCCCAUGGGAUCGGGCUGGUGGGGAAGCCUCUCUUCCCAAGCGGCUGGUCCUCUCGGCUCGGGCCGGACUUUACCUCACUUUCUUACACUCCACGCACUAGCCCGUCUUGAAUUUUUUGUGUGUCCUAGAAACCGCUGCUCUUACUGCGAGUCUUAUACUGGAGGCUGUGUUUUUAUACUGUAUUUUU